CUUCCUACACAUUGUCAGUUGUCAGUGUCAAAUGUAAAUAUUUAUAGAUUAAAGAUCCUAAACAAAUUCUGCUGGUAAACCAAGGAAAAGAUGCCGGCACUUGGUUUGAUGCAUAGAGUGAAAUUGGCAAUUUUGCGACCACAAAACCGGUAUCUUGAGCCUGGAAAACUGUUCGGUUUUUGCCAGCUUUGUCAAAGUGUGCGACCUAACCUCAAGGUACCAGUUGCGGUGGGAAACUCAAACUUGCCCUAUUCUACAGCGGCAAAACGGGACGUUGGCGUAAGCGACGACGGCAAAAAACACAUUAAUAUCGGUACCAUUGGCCAUGUGGACCAUGGCAAAACCACUCUCACCGCUGCCAUUACGAAAUAUUUGCAACAUCAAGGGCUGGCCAAAUUUGUCUCUUAUGACGAAAUUGAUAGGGCUCCUGAGGAAAAAGCCAGAGGUAUCACAAUAAAUGCGUGCCAUGUGGGGUACAGUACGAAAACUCGCCAUUACGCACACACUGACUGUCCAGGGCACGCCGACUACAUAAAAAACAUGAUUUCUGGAGCGUCGCAAAUGGACGGGGCUAUUUUAGUGGUGGCGGCCACCGAUGGCCAAAUGCCCCAAACCAGGGAACACUUGCUGCUUGCCAAGCAAGUGGGCGUAACCAAGAUCGUUGUCUACGUGAACAAGGCCGACUUAGUGGACCAAGAAGUUUUAGAACUAGUCGAGCUAGAGGUCAGAGAGCUGCUAGAGGACUUUGGGUUCGAUGGCUCUGGAUGCCCGGUGAUUUUUGGAUCGGCACUACAAGCUCUGCAGGGCAAUGACAGUGAAAUAGGAACCCAGUCUAUUCAACAGCUGUUGGAUGCGGUUGACUCGUACGUGCCCUAUCCAGAGCGCGACUUCACUUCUCCAUUCUUGUUGCCAAUAGACAAUGCUUUUCUGGUACCAGGACGGGGGACGGUUGUAAUCGGCACUCUAAGCAGGGGUGUGUUGAAGAAAAACGCCGAUGCUGAGAUGUUGGGAUUCGAUACUUGCUUGAAGACCAGUGUCAAUGAUAUACAGGUGUUCAGGAAGAGUCUGCCUGAAGCGAAAGCUGGAGAAAACAUCGGGGCGCUGAUUCGCAACAUAAAGCUAAAAGACAUUAAACGGGGCAUGCUGCUUUGUGCCUCAAAAAGCGUCACUUUGAGCAAUCGGUUUAAGGCGAGCAUUUAUUUCCUUUCUAAAGCCGAGGGCGGCCGAUCCAAACCCGUUACCAGCAAGUACUGUCAGCAGCUGUAUAGUAAAACCUGGAAUGUCCCGUGCAGGGUAGACAUUGAUAACGACGCCAUGAUUAUACCCGGCGAACACGGCAACAUCAAGCUCACACUUUUAUGGAAAAUGGUAAUGUCGAAAGGCCAACAAUUCACAAUUCGGGAGAACAAUGUCACUGUUGCCACUGGGAUUAUAACGGAGAACUUGCCGAACGCGCGCGUGAUAGGGAAUCUGGGAAAGUUGGAGCUGCCUGAUUGAUCAGGACAUUUUGGCGUCGUUGAGAUGACGCCAAAAGUGACGGCGGUGGCGCCCUUGCCGGCGUCGGUCCUUCUGCAAAAACAACAAAUUGUUUCAACUCGGGGGAGCCCGCCAAAAAAAGUUUGGCAACGUUUCGCCGGAAUGGGGAGCGAUGGUGUCAUGCUUUUAGGAACUUGUUUACCUCGAAGUGGACGGAAAAAUCAUAAAAGGUUUGUGUUUUUUCUAUUUCUCAUAAUUCUUUUGUGGUUUUAAUGGAGGUUUUGGCUUGUCAAAAUACCGUCGAGUUUCCGCCGCAUCCCCCUUAGCGGCCGUGAAACGUUUCUUUGUUACAGUCAUUUGUUUGGUAAACGAUUUUUGAUAUGAAGAGCAAGCUGGGGUGCGCGAGUAGGAAAGGUUUGCUUCUUGAAGAAAAGUGGCCCUAAAAUUGGGAAGCAACCACAGCUAAAGAAAGAAAAGAGAAACUGGACGAAGUGUUUUUGGAAGUAAAAAAACUGUGGAAGGAGUUGGCGCAGUGUUGCACAUAUGCCUUGGUGCGCCAACCCAAUGCACCUGCUAGCAUUGCGCCAACUCUUGAAAAUUCACUGAGUAACCAGGCCUAGUUGAUAGCGUGUUGUUUUCUUAGGCAGCUGGACGUAACUGCAAUUAGGCCUGUUUCUUCUGCAUCUAUUGAGCAAUAAAGAACAUUUUUCUGCAA
Dendroctonus ponderosae (mountain pine beetle) is the source of this 2191-nucleotide messenger RNA. Its product is annotated as elongation factor Tu. Gene Ontology annotation, molecular function: GTP binding; translation elongation factor activity; GTPase activity. Gene Ontology annotation, biological process: mitochondrial translational elongation. The record is from RefSeq and is a predicted model, not a curated record. Gene Ontology annotation, cellular component: mitochondrion. The coding region runs from base 91 to 1497 and encodes 468 amino acids. The transcript has 7 exons. Lineage: Eukaryota; Metazoa; Arthropoda; Insecta; Coleoptera; Curculionidae.